GCCGAGCACCAUGGGAGACGCCGGGAGCGAGCGCAGCAAAGCGCCCAGCCUGCCGCCUCGCUGUCCCUGCGGCUUCUGGGGGUCCAGCAAGACUAUGAACCUCUGUUCCAAAUGCUUUGCUGAUUUUCAGAAGAAACAACCAGACGAUGAUUCCACUCCAAGUACAAGUAACAGCCAGUCAGAUUUGUUUUCUGAAGAGACCACCAGUGACAACAACAAUACCUCUAUAACUACGCCAACUCUUAGUCCCAGCCAGCAGCCGCUUCCGACAGAAUUGAAUGUAACUUCACCAAGUAAAGAGGAGUGUGGGCCAUGCACAGAUACAGCUCAUGUCUCGUUAAUCACACCAACCAAAAGAUCCUGUGGUACAGAUUCACAGUCUGAGAAUGAGGCUUCUCCAGUGAAACGGCCACGACUACUGGAGAAUACCGAACGGUCCGAGGAAACCAGCCGAUCUAAACAGAAGAGUCGACGCCGAUGCUUCCAGUGCCAAACCAAGCUGGAGCUGGUGCAGCAGGAGCUGGGAUCAUGCCGUUGUGGUUACGUGUUCUGUAUGUUACAUCGCCUCCCGGAGCAGCACGACUGUACGUUUGACCACAUGGGCCGUGGCCGAGAGGAAGCCAUCAUGAAAAUGGUGAAACUGGACCGGAAAGUGGGGCGCUCCUGCCAGCGCAUCGGGGAGGGGUGCUCCUGAAGGCCGGGCACGGCCGCCACGUGACGCUGUUCUUAGUUCACUAAUGUUAGCCUUAUUUAGGACAAAGUCAGCCAGACACCUUGUACUGGGCACGCGUCAGACUACAGCCAGUCCGUUUCCUUUCUUUAGCCAGCCAUCCUGGUACUGUAGUUUAGGGGUUGAUGGUGGUUGAAAUUGAUUUCUGGCUGGUUACUAAGGUGCCUGCUAGCCAUUGUAUAAAUUAAAACAUGAAGAAUAUUUUUUUUGAGCAUGGCUAGUGGAUUUAAAACAACACAUACCUGUCACUGCUGGAGUCAAACUUAUAAAAAGCCUUAAGCGGAAAGUGUUCCAGAUGGAGACUCUGAGUUAAUAGAGGAGUAGAAGCUGAUGUUAAAGUCCCCACGACGCACAUGGCUUUGCCAGAAACUCUGAUGUUCGGCCUUUCACCUCUUCACUUAUCCUUAGUCUCAGUAGCCAGGAUGCCUGAUGGCCACGCGUGCCUUGGCCACAGGAGGCUGCUGAGAUAGGCACGUGUCUGGGCUGAGCUGGGUGGUGGCCUCACUCUCCCACAGAGCUGGAAAUUGGGGUGGGGGGACAGGUUCUUACGGAAAUUUUUUACCUGACUUGCUAUGGAAAAAAACUCUCUCAUCACAUGAGGAGAAACAGUAACCUCACUUUGAAAAUUAGCUCCAUUCAAGACUAGUCCACGAAUGAGACCCACCUUUUCUACACAGGACCAUGGUCACGAGAAGCAACCAGGGGAGCACCCGGCCUGCUGGCUCUGGUUGCCAUUUGCCAAGUGCAGGGAUCUGGCGAUUGGUCAGAUAAGGCUAACUGCAGCGCGGCCGCUGCGCCGAGGCCCACGAGCUGGCCUCUGCAGCUGGAUUUCUGUAUUGGGAACUCUCAAAAGACGUUUCAUAGCCAACAGGAAUCAGUAGAAGCAUUGGGGAUCAACGAGGGAAGCUGCUGCCCACAGAGUCCGCCCUUUCCUGUGGGGCCUGCUGAGCCCCAAGAGGGGCCGAGGAUGAUGCCGUGGCCUCUGCCCCUCCUUGCUGUGCUGCCCCGUAGUCCAGGCACAGCGGCGCACAUCUCCCACCCAGCGAGCUUAGUACCGCGAGGCAGCGGAUUCCCAGGGACAGCGGGCUCGCCCUCACUGGAACCAUGGUCUGUGACCCAGCUCCUAGGGACACACUUGCUCUGGCUGGCGGGGGUGGGGGGGUGUGUUGCUCAGCCUGUGCCUCUUCAUGUGGGCAGAGAGAAAUUCCAAGUUCCGUAGCUGCAGUAGUAGCUCAGGCCAGGUCAGCGGAGAAGGGGCUGUUAGGAAAUCAUCACCAAUCCGGUGGGAAGGGGGUGGGUAGGCAGGAAAAGAGUCUCUUGAAAGCCUGAGUGGACGUGAGUGGCCCCAGAGCCCCCAUCUGUGCAGGUUGGUGAGGGGAGGUGAGUCCUACCGAGGUUGUCUGGCUCUCCCCACACACAGGCUUCUGGAAUAGUUUAACCCAGCAACUUUCCCUUUUAUACCACAGCAAACAGUUCAACUCUCUGCAAAUUAUCAGCUGAAUACCUGCAACUGCAAAUGUUUUUUGAUCCGAAAUACAAAAUCAUGCUCUUCCUAACUU
Molecule: messenger RNA, 2289 nt
Organism: Condylura cristata (star-nosed mole)
Lineage: Eukaryota; Metazoa; Chordata; Mammalia; Eulipotyphla; Talpidae
Gene: ZFAND3
Product: zinc finger, AN1-type domain 3
Exons: 6
Coding region: 11-694 (227 amino acids)
Molecular function (GO): zinc ion binding; DNA binding
Source: RefSeq, a predicted model, not a curated record